Messenger RNA from Loa loa (African eye worm), 177 nucleotides. RefSeq lists its product as hypothetical. The annotation marks the transcript as partial. NCBI's taxonomy places the organism in Eukaryota, Metazoa, Nematoda, Chromadorea, Rhabditida, Onchocercidae. The transcript has a single exon. The record is from RefSeq and is a predicted model, not a curated record.
AUGCCAUCAGGUCAUGACACCGCGGGACAUGUUCCAUCACCGUUUACAUUUUCAUACUAUUCGGCUAAUCAGGUGAAUUGCGCUAACAGUAAUAGUAAUAAUAUGUACAGAUGUCCGGUACCUCAUAUAGCUUCCCAACAAUCUCCUCUUCCUAAUUCGAGUAUUUGUCGAAGAAAU